Molecule: messenger RNA, 1052 nt
Organism: Desarmillaria tabescens
Lineage: Eukaryota; Fungi; Basidiomycota; Agaricomycetes; Agaricales; Physalacriaceae
Exons: 6
Coding region: 213-926 (237 amino acids)
Source: RefSeq, a predicted model, not a curated record
CUCUCCAAAUCUUCACCAUGUCAGACGAACAAGUAUUAAUUUCAGAGUUGAAUCAGGCAUUAUUGGGAGUCUUCGGGCACGGUAUCCAUACUUGCAUCAUGGCAUUCGCUUUAUGGGCAAUAUGUGUGUUCGUCCCCGAUUUUUCAGUACCGUGCAUUAUAUAAACAUCAAUAGUCUCGACCAAAGAAUGCCGACCCAAAGCACGAAUCAUCAUGGCUUUCUUCAUUGUAUGCUUGUAUAUCUUCGCCACGAUUUAUGUGGCCAUAGAUUGGGUUUACACUAUCUACUAUAUCGAGAAAGGAAAAGAAAGCUCUAACUUUAUUCACAACUUAUACCAUGCAUCGGUAGUCGGGUUUGGUAUAAAUACUGGCAUUGCUGACGGUAUCACGAUCUGGCGCUAUUGGAUUAUCUGGGGCCGCCGUUGGUCAUUUGUUAUACCACCAAUACUACUUUUUCUGGCUCAAGCAGUCUGUGCUGGUUUCGCAUUCCAAGGAGGCUUACACGCUGCUUCAACUGCUCCCGGGACAUCGCUGGAAAUCUUCUGGAUGAUGAUGUUCAUUUCCUUCUCCUUAGGAACCACCCUUUGGUGCACCACACUCAUAAUCUAUCGUAUCCUGACAGUCAAGAAAUAUACAGACGACAGCACAGGUACACGGGUUUACCGCCGAGUUGUCGAGAUUCUAGUUGAAUCUGCCUCACUUCAUGCCGUUGGCUUAGUAGGAUGCAUGGUGUUACUCGAUAUUAACGCCGUUGCAUCUUUUUACCCGCCGAGUCUCUACAUCGCAAUAACUUCGAUCUCACCCACGCUUAUCGUGGCACGCGUAGCAUCGGGGAAUGCACGUCCUGAUGACGACUGGCAAGCAAGCAACGGCGCUUCUUCCUUACGGUUUGGAUCUACAGCUCACUCGACAAUGGAUCAGAGAUGACUGGUAGUUGCAAGCCCGAGGGCGAUGUGGAUAUCGAAAAGGGAGCUGACGCGCCGGAGAACAGGAGGACGGAGGCUGCUUCAGAUCUGUGACCAUGUUGGAUAGCAGGGUGCUUGUUUUAGACAC